Trichosurus vulpecula (common brushtail) is the source of this 3384-nucleotide messenger RNA. It is a transcript of the gene RABGEF1, whose product is annotated as RAB guanine nucleotide exchange factor 1. Gene Ontology annotation, biological process: vesicle-mediated transport. Gene Ontology annotation, cellular component: endocytic vesicle; cytosol. Gene Ontology annotation, molecular function: small GTPase binding; zinc ion binding; guanyl-nucleotide exchange factor activity. The transcript has 9 exons. NCBI's taxonomy places the organism in Eukaryota, Metazoa, Chordata, Mammalia, Diprotodontia, Phalangeridae. Bases 116 to 1591 code for a protein of 491 amino acids. The record is from RefSeq and is a predicted model, not a curated record.
GAGUGGACGGACUCGGAGGGGAAAGCACGGGCCGGGGCGGCGCGGCGCGACCAGCUCCAGGAGGCAGGCGGUGGGGCCCGAGCGCGGCCGGGCCGGGCCAGGGACACGAGAGAAGAUGAACCUUAAGUCUGAACGCAGAGGGAUUCAUGUGGACCAGUCGGAGCUCCUGUGCAAGAAAGGAUGUGGUUAUUAUGGCAACUCGGCUUGGCAGGGCUUCUGCUCCAAGUGCUGGAGGGAAGAGUAUCAGAAAGCCCGGCAGCGGCAGAUCCAGGAGGACUGGGAGCUGGCUGAACGGCUCCAGAGGGAGGAAGAAGAAGCCUUCGCUAGCAGUCAGAGCAGCCAAGGGGCCCAGUCCCUCACCUUUUCCAAAUUUGAGGGAAAGAAAACCAACGAGAAGAGUCGCAAGGUGACAACAGUGAAGAAAUUCUUCAGCGCCUCCUCCCGUGGCGGCCCCAAGAAGGAGAUUCAAGAGACAAAAUCCGCGAGCCCUUCCAUAAACCGGCAGGCCAGCCUGGAGACGGACAGGGUGUCCAAGGAGUUCAUAGAAUUUCUCAAGCCCUUCCACAAAACAGGCCAAGACAUCUAUAAGCAGACAAAGAGCUUUCUGGAAGCCAUGCAUCACAAGAGGGAGCUGAGUAUCGAGGAGCAGUCGGAGUGCACCCAGGAUUUUUACCAGAGUGUGGCUGAGAGACUGCAGACUCGAGGAAAAGUGCCCCCAGAGAAGAUGGAGAAGCCAAUGGAUCAGAUCGAGAAGUACGUCAUGACGCGCCUGUACAAGUAUGUGUUUUGUCCGGAGACUACCGAUGACGAGAAGAAAGAUCUGGCCGUUCAGAAGCGGAUCAGAGCCUUGCACUGGGUUACUCCACAAAUGCUUUGUGUCCCUGUUAAUGAAGAAAUCCCAGAAGUCUCUGAUAUGGUAGUAAAAGCCAUUACAGACAUUAUUGAGAUGGAUUCCAAGCGUGUCCCCCGAGACAAGCUGGCCUGCAUCACCAAAUGCAGCAAACACAUCUUCAACGCCAUUAAAAUCACCAAGAACGAGCCGGCGUCGGCCGACGACUUCUUACCCACCCUCAUCUACAUCGUUCUGAAGGGCAACCCCCCACGCCUUCAGUCCAACAUCCAGUAUAUCACCCGUUUCUGUAAUCCAAGCCGACUGAUGACUGGGGAGGACGGCUACUACUUUACCAACUUGUGUUGCGCGGUGGCUUUCAUUGAGAAACUGGAUGCUCAGUCUUUGAAUUUAAGUCAGGAGGACUUUGAUCGCUACAUGUCGGGCCAGACCUCUCCCAAGAAGCAAGAGUCGGAGCCCUGGGCUCCCGAUGCCUGCCUCGGGGUGAAACAAAUGUAUAAGAACUUGGAUCUUCUCUCUCAGCUGAAUGAGCGACAAGAGCGGCUCAUGAGCCAGGCCAAGAAGCUUGAAAAAGACCUCAUCGACUGGACUGAUGGAAUUGCGAAGGAGGUGCAGGAUAUUGUGGAAAAGUAUCCCCUGGACAUCAAGCCCCCAAGCCAACCUUUAGCAGCCAUUGACUCGGAGAAUGUCGAAAAUGACAAACUCCCCCCACCCCUGCAGCCGCAGGUUUAUGCAGGAUGAUGCCCGUUUACCCGGGAAGUGUUGGCUGGGACCUAGACCCAAGUUAGGCUGUAUGGCUCACUUCCUGCUGAUGGGGGCCAGCAGAGAAGGACGGUCACACUUAGGAGGGUUAAGGAAGUACAUUUUUCAAGGUACAGUUGGGGGGGCAGGGUUAAUGUUUAAUAAAUACUAUUUAUUUUAGUUAUUAAAGUAGGUUCUUAUGAGGGCUUUUGUGUAUUUUUUUAACUGAACCUGCCUUUUGUACACAAAGCCAUUGUCAUUUUUAAGAAACACUAGCAUCAUUAACAGAUUUUUCUUACUGCUCCCUCCCAGGCAUGCACUAUGAUUUGGUUUUGGUUAAAUCAUUACUUUAAAUGUCAGAGGACAAGGGCAAGGUCACAUAUGUUCGAGAGGGAACGGAAUGGUACUACUGUCGCCAUGUUUGAGAUUAUUUUGUAAUUAUAAAGACGGAAAAUAUAUUGAUGAGUAAAUAUGUAGAAUUGUAAAUAUGUAAAGAAAAUUGGUACUUCUGCUGCGCAUGGCAAUGUGUGAGUUUAUGUUCUUAGUGCAGAAUGAUGUAUGACUGCCUGCCUUUUUAACACCCACCGUUCACUCUCUGUUCAGCCCUCUUCAAUGAGCCUGGCAGAAUUGAGAUGGUCAGGUGUCCAAGACUGGUCCAUUUUUGUAGCACGCUGCGGGGCUGACUUUGUAAUUCUGUCAGCCAGGAGGUCCAGGCUUGGACUAGGGCCUUAUCUUCACCUCAUGUCAUUUCACUGUUUAUUACAUAGCCCAUCAAAAACUUUGAGCUGUGCUGUUUUCCUAGAUGAGCCCAUCUUCGUGUGAGCUUCCUUUCCUCAGGACAACUGAUGAGUGGAGGCAGCUGGCCCCAGGCUUGGGUUGGGGUAAUUAAAGAACAGUGGGGAGGGGGUUGGCAGGAGGGGGCGACAAUGCUGAUCUGUAGGUGUUGAGGUCACCCCUGGCCCAGAGCAGAAGUGGUUGUGAUCUCAGCCUGCACACAACACUUCAAUUGUCACAUUUACUUAGCCAUGCUUGUCAUUUGGGCCUGGUCAUGGUUCUUUUGAACUGACCAAGACAGCCAUCCUGCACUCUCUGCUCUAUGAACAAGAAAGCAAAGACCUCGUCCUCUGCAUCAUCAACUGGCAUGUUAUAACCACCAAAUGGUACAUUCUGGGCACUGUGUGUCUUAACCAGGCAGUUUGCUGUUGUGUGAAACUCUGUGAGGUCUCCACAGGAUGGAGGCCUCUAUUCCAGUGGAAUGUUUUGUGUCUUCUUUUCAGUCCUUCUCCAGGGUAAGUCUCAGCAGGACUUAGCUAUGUACCUGUAACAUCCACCAUGCUCUCCCAAGGCUGCCUUCCGGGGCAAUGACGUGACAGAGCAUCAUUAAGAAUGGCUCCCUUGUUCUCCCAGACUCUUUGACUAGCCAAAUUCCCAGGUGUGCCCUGCAGUGACUUCAGGCCCCUAGUGGGAUGUGUUGGUUUCCCCCCUCACACUUUAUUUACUUGUAGAAGCUGCCACCUGGUGCACAGCUUGUCCCAACAAGGACUGGUCCCUGUAAAUGCUCCAGUAGACGAAGCAGUUAACUCAGUGGCUGAGCAGCUGCUGUUCCCACUCUUAGCUAACCUGUGAGCCAGAUGACUCUUUGGAAGAAGGCUUCUUUUCCUUUGGGGGUUCAUUUCCUUGCAUUCUCUAGGUGCUAAUCCAGGUACACGCACAGUCACACUUUCCCACAAAUGUACAAAACUUCUUACUGCUGUACACUGCUUUUGUGGAAUAAAAAUCUGGACGUCACCCUC